CUGUAAGGAAGCUGGAGCCGGGACGGGGACGGGAACGGGGGUGGGGCACGAUCCCCUAACCGCCGGGACCCACCACUGACGCCUCCGGCAGCCGCGUUAACGCAGUCGUUGCGACCCGAGCGGCGGCUCCCGGCUCAGCGGCUUGGCUCCUCAGGUCUUCCGCGGCUCCAUCCUCGGUCGCCUUUCUUCAGCCCUCGCGUCGCCGCUGGCGCCGCCGUCAGACCCGCAGCCCGCCGCGGGCCGCGGAGCCCAUGAGAACGCGGGCCCCGCCGCCGCUUCCGCGGCGUCACCGCUGUCCCGAAGCGCCGCGAACCGGCGCGGACAUGGCCGCGGCAUGAGCGUAGAGCCGCCGCCCGAGCCCCGGGAGAAGGCGGUGUCGGAGGCCGCGGCGGGAGCCAUGCCGGAGAAGCGCGCGGGCGCGCAGGCCGCGGGCGACAGCACGCUACAAGGCUUUGGUCGACCAAGUGUAUACCAUGCUGCUAUUGUCAUCUUCCUUGAAUUCUUUGCGUGGGGCCUGUUGACAACUCCAAUGUUAACUGUUCUACAUGAAACAUUUCCACAACACACAUUCCUCAUGAAUGGUCUAAUUCAAGGUGUAAAGGGCCUGUUAUCUUUUCUGAGUGCCCCACUCAUAGGUGCUCUGUCUGAUGUGUGGGGGAGGAAGCCCUUUCUCCUCGUCACAGUCUUCUUCACCUGCUUCCCAAUCCCCCUGAUGAGAGUCAGCCCAUGGUGGUAUUUUGCCAUGAUUUCCGUGUCUGGAAUCUUCUCUGUCACGUUCUCUGUGAUAUUUGCCUAUGUAGCUGAUAUCACUCAGGAGCAUGAGCGAAGUACUGCUUAUGGAUGGGUCUCAGCUACCUUCGCAGCCAGUCUGGUCAGCAGCCCGGCCAUUGGAGCGUACCUGUCUGCCAGUUACGGAGACAGCCUCGUUGUGCUGGUGGCCACGGUGGUUGCCCUUUUGGAUAUCUGCUUCAUCUUAUUAGCUGUUCCAGAAUCUCUGCCAGAGAAAAUGAGACCUGUUUCCUGGGGAGUUCGGAUUUCAUGGAAACAAGCAGACCCAUUUGCGUCAUUGAAGAAAGUUGGAAAAGAUUCUACUGUCUUGCUAAUCUGCAUCACCGUGUUUCUUUCAUAUCUUCCUGAAGCUGGACAGUAUUCAAGUUUUUUUCUGUAUCUCAGGCAGGUCAUAGGUUUUGGAUCUGUUAAAAUUGCAGCAUUCAUAGCUAUGGUGGGAAUUCUGUCUAUUGUGGCUCAGACAGUCUUUCUUAGCAUCUUGAUGAAAUCUUUAGGCAAUAAGAAUACUGUCCUCCUUGGGUUGGGCUUCCAGAUGCUGCAGUUAGCCUGGUACGGUUUUGGAUCUCAGGCCUGGAUGAUGUGGGCAGCAGGGACUGUGGCCGCUAUGUCCAGCAUCACGUUUCCAGCUAUCAGUGCCCUCGUCUCACGAAACGCAGAGUCAGAUCAGCAAGGAGUUGCCCAGGGGAUCAUAACUGGAAUAAGAGGGCUGUGCAAUGGCCUGGGGCCAGCACUGUAUGGCUUCAUAUUCUACAUGUUCCACGUCGAGCUAACCGAAUCGGAACCAGAUUUGAAUUCCAACAAAGUUACCCUGCAGGGAGCUGUCAUCCCAGGCCCACCGUUUUUAUUUGGGGCAUGUAUAGUUCUUAUGUCUUUUGUGGUUGCCUUAUUUAUCCCUGAAUACAGUAAAGCCAGUGGAAUUCGAAAGCAUAGCAGCAGCAUCAGUGGCAGCCUGACCAACACCCCAGGACGAGGCAGCGAGGAGGACUUUGAGCCCCUGCUGCAAGACAGCAGCAUCUGGGAGCUCUCUUCCUUUGAGGAGCCUGGGAAUCAGUGCACUGAGCUGUAAAAGCAGCAGGAAGGGGGAUUCUGCAGACCCUAUCUCUGAGAGCCACGGAGGGAGCCACACCACAUGGGGACUUCCUGGUGCUGUGGGGGAGAUGCCAAGUGAUAAGUGACUCCUCACUCCCUCUUCUUUCUCCUCCUGCCUCCUUUUCUUUCUUUUCUUUUCUUUUCUUUUUUUCUCUUCUAUUUUUUUUGUACAUUAGAACAAGAUAAGAUUUGAAAUACUUUCCUGCAAACGAUGUGCAACUCCCAAGGUUAUCUGGAGUCUGAAUUUUGAAACUCAAAUGGAAAAAGUCAUACCUGGUAGAAAAGGGUGGCUUUUCUUAGAGUAAGGGUGUCAGCAGUUGUUCCCCACCCUUUUCAGCAGAAGGUGCAAGAUUGUAGUGGGACUGCCAUGUUGGCAAGAUUUCAGGGAAAGAAUCUUUUCGUUUUAUUUCUUCCUGUUUCUCUGAACACAUGCCCACUUAGCCCAUAGGUGUUUAUGAGUGGUCACUCUAAGAGCCACUCUUAUCAGGGAUCUAUCAAAGGUCAAACUAAACCUAGUUUUAUUCUCCUUUCAUUCUCUCCACUUCCUAUUCUUGGCUAGAAUGAAAUUUAGCAUGUUCAGCUCUGGGCAUUAAUAAUGUUGAUCACUGAUCAUCUUUACCAGAAGAAAAUAAUUUUCUUAUAAAUUUAAAUCAUGUAGGACUACGAACUUAGAUUCCUGGACUUAGAAUCUUGGUGAUCCAGGGUAAUUUUACAGAAGAAAACACAGAUCAAGCAUUCUGGAGGCAACAUAGAAAUUAGAGGGUGCUUCUAAAAUUUUUUUGAACAAAUAUGAACAUUCCUAAGUGUGAAUGGCAAUUAGUAACUGGAUACCAGUGGAAUUUAUAUCCAAGUUCAGGCACACAUACUACUUUAUUACUUUUCCUUCCCAUGUCUCAUCCAUCACACUCCUGCCUUAACUGCUCUGUAGUAUGCCUUUGUUUUCAAUCAUACUCUUCAUUUCUGUCUGUUUAUCUCACUUCUGAAUCUCACAGCACACCUCAGAUUCCUUCCUAAAAUGAUGGUUUAGUGAAGCUCAGUUUCACAAGUGUCUUGCUAAUUUUUCAAGAUGUUUUAUGGACAAAGAAAACUUUACAUAUUUAUAUGUAUUUUGCUGCACCAGUAAAUGGACCAUUAAAUAGAGCACACCUUUAACAGAGCACUCCUUUGAAAGUUUUAUAGGUGUGAAAUAUAUGUAGAUAUUUGUAACGAGUUUUAAUUUUUUUUUUGAUGGGGUGCUGUGUAAAUCUUGUAUUUAUAAAUGUAAUGAAGGUAUUGACAAAAAAUAUAUAUACAACUUUUAUAAAGGAUUGUGUACUGACUGAAUACAUUUAAAAGAAAAUAUAUUUUGAAACCUGUUCUGCCAUGAACAGAGAUAACAUAUCUUUUUACUAUGCUGUUGGUUUUUAAGUUAAGCUUCCUAAUGCAUAAUAAAUUUGCAAUGUAUACUUUUA
Choloepus didactylus (southern two-toed sloth) is the source of this 3329-nucleotide messenger RNA. RefSeq names its product major facilitator superfamily domain containing 14B (gene SLC71A2). Gene Ontology annotation, cellular component: membrane. The coding region runs from base 335 to 1855 and encodes 506 amino acids. Gene Ontology annotation, biological process: transmembrane transport. The transcript is spliced from 12 exons. Gene Ontology annotation, molecular function: transmembrane transporter activity. NCBI's taxonomy places the organism in Eukaryota, Metazoa, Chordata, Mammalia, Pilosa, Megalonychidae. The record is from RefSeq and is a predicted model, not a curated record.